AUGUCCAAUAUAAAAAAAAGUAUUUAUUUUUAUAAGGAUUGGAGUGAUGAAAAUGAAUCAGAAUUUUACAGUGAAGAAAAUAGUGGUAGUGUAAAUGAAAAUAGUAAAAUAAGUUCAGCUAAUUUAACCAAUGAAGAAUGUAUAGAGAAAGAAAAAAGUAUAGAAAACUCUGUACAUCUAGAAUAUAAUAAUACAUGUAAAAAUUCUGGUGAUUCUAUAUUUUAUGAUGUAAAAAAUUCACAAGAGAAUAAACAUUCUUCCUUUGAAAAUGAAAAGAUAAAGUUAUCAAAGAAAUCGUUUUAUUCUAUAUAUGAUGAUACAGAUGAAAAUGAAGAUAGUGAUUAUCACAUUUUAAAGAAUAAUCGCAAAGAAAAUAUGUUAUCCUUUUGUAAUAAAAAAAGGAUGGAUAUAUAUGAGAAAGAAGGAUUCAUUAAUGAAACACCUUUAUAUAAUAAUGACAAUAUGUUGUAUGAACAUAAUAAUUUGAACAAUAUAAAUAACCAAAUUAAUAAUAAUUUUAAUAAUAAUAAUAAUAUUUAUAGUAAUAAUUUUAUGCAUAUAUAUGACACAGAAGCACUCUACAGUGACAAUACAGAAAAAGAAAAAUACGAUUCAGAUGAUUCUCAUAAAUAUACGAGUUCAAAUAAUUUAACUAAAAAAAUAAAAAGGAAUAUAAUUAUUAAAAAUGUCUUAAAAAAAAUUAACACACUAAUCAACAGUUUUAAAAUAUAUAAAUCACAAAUUAAUUUUUCAUAUAUUGGUAUAUUUACAAUUUUAAAGAAAUAUUUGUAUAUUAUAAAAAAUAACAAAAUGAUUUUCUUAAAAAAGAAAAGAUACACCAAGAAAAUGCAUUUAUGCAAGAAUAAAGAUAUGAAAAAAAAGUUCUGUAGAGUUAAAACAUUUUAUUGUUUGAAAAGAAAAUUCUUAUAUAAUGUAGACAUUAAAUUUUUGAUAAAAGAAAAGCAUUUUCUUAAAUAUUUAUAUUUAUGUACCUUAAAGAAAAAAAUACAAGCUCAUUACAAGAAGGAGAAAAGAAAAACUGAGAAAGUCUUAAACAAAUUGAUAAAAUAUAUAAUAAAUAAUGAAAUAAAAAAAAAAGCUAAAAACAAAAUAAAUAAAAGUAUAUCAUAUCAUGAUAUUAGUGAUAUCAAAAAUGGUAAAUAUAAUAUGGACAGAAAAAUAAAAACUUACAUUUUUAAAAAUAAAAGAAGUUUACUCAAUUAUAAAUUUUAUCAUUCAAAUGAUUAUUCAGUAAAAAAAUAUCUAAUUGAUUUUUUUGGCAACAUGAAUAAGUCUGAUGAUAAUAAAAAUUCGGAUGAAACUUAUGUUGAAAAUACAAAUAUUUGUAACAACUCUUUUGAUAAGGAUAUUACAAAUAUAUGUACUAUGGAUAAAGAAAAUAUAUGUGCAUUUUAUGAGGAUAAAACUGAUGAAAAUGGUAAAAAUUGUGUAAAUGAUGAAAAUGAUGAAAAUUAUGAAGAGGUUAAAAAUGAUGUAAAUUAUGAAGAGGUUAAAAAUGAUGUAAAUUAUGAAGAGGUUAAAAAUGAUGAAAAUGAUGAAGAGGUUAAAAGUAAUGAAAAUGAUGAAGAGGUUAAAAAUGAUGAAAAUUAUGAAGAGGUUAAAAGUGAUGAAAAUGAUGAAGAGGUUAAAAAUGAUGAAAAUUAUGAAGAGGUUAAAAGUGAUGAAAAUUAUGGAGAUGUUAAAAAUGAUGUCAAUUAUGAAGAUGUUAAAAAUGAUGAAAAUGAUGAAGAGGUUAAAAAUGAUGAAAAUGAUGAAGAGGUUAAAAAUGAUGUAAAUGAUGAAAAUGCUACAAAUGAUGAAAAUAAAACCUAUGAAAAAAUAAAUAAUAUAGAAAAAGAAAAAACAAAUGAACUUGUUCAUAAUGAUGAAAUUUAUACGACUUAUAUAAAAGAUGAAACAAAACUAAUGAAUUCUCAAAGUUUUGCAACAUCACAAGAUAUGGAUAAUUCUAUUAAAGAAAAUAAUAAUUACAAAAAUUGUUAUGAUAUAGACAAUAAUACAAAUUCUAUGGAUAAUUUAAGUGUGUGUAAAGAGCAUUUUAACGAUAUGAAAAGAGAACAUGAUAUCCAUAAUGAUAUUAAUAAUGAGGACAAAAAUGAGGAUACGUAUGAAGACAAAUAUUAUAAUAGCAUAAGUUAUAUAGAUGAGAGUGUACAAAAUAUUUCUUACGAUAAUGAAAUUAAAAAGAGUUAUAGUGAUGAAAUUAUAUCAAAUCAUGGUAAUGAAAUUAUACCAAUUUGUGGUGAUCAAAUUAUACCAAAUUGUGGUGAUCAAAUUAUACCAAGUAAUAAUGAUGAAAAUUUAAGUAGCGAUUAUGAUCAAAAAAGCCUUAACUAUCAUAGCAGUAAAAGUUAUAUUAGUGAUACUGAAGAAAAUAUACAUUAUGAAGAAAACAUAAAGGAUACUAAUAAUUAUAGCAGUGAAGGUUGCCUUAGUUAUGAUAAAAAUAGUAGUAAAUAUGACAACAGUGAAAGUUAUAUUAAUAAUAAUGUUGAAAAAAGUGAUGAUCGAUGUGAUGAAAAAGGAAGUAUACAAUAUAAUACAAAUUCAUAUGAUAAAAGUUACAGCUAUUAUAGUGAUAGUGUACAAAAUGAUAUUAAUUCUUACAAAAGUAAAUGUAGUGAUAAUAAUAAUAAUAAUAAUAAUAUGAAUUAUAGCAAAGAUAGCAUAGGAAUUAUUAAAAGUAUUACAAGUUCUAACUCUGAAGAAAAAAAAGAAAUCACGUACAAUAAAAAUACCACAUAUAGUUAUGAUUAUAAUGAUUAUAAUAAUAAUAAUGUUCAUUCUUCUUAUUAUCUCUAUGAUCAAGAUAAAGUUGAUGAAAUAUCACAAAAAAACAAAAUCACAACAAAAACUGGAAGCUUCAUAACAAAUAAAAGUGUUUAUCAAUACGAAAAAUAUAAAAAAGAUCAACCAAGUACAAAUGUUAUAAUUCCAUCAAAAAUAUAUAAUACUAAUUUUAAUGAUAUAGAAAACAAAUUGGAAAAAGAAAUAAGAAAAAGCUUUGAGCAAUUUUUUAAUAUUCCUAUACAAUAUAAUGAUUUUAAAAAACAUGAAGAAAUAAAACAUAUUAAUGAUAAUGAAUAUAUGAAGCAAACAAAAGAAGAAAUAAAAAAUUUCGAUAACAAAGAUGGAAUUAAUAUAAUAAACAAAUCUGAUUAUACAUUAUCAAUGCAAAAUAUAAUGAAUAUAAAUGAAGAAGGAAAUAUUCCCUUAAAUCAAAAUGUGAAGGUAGAAUCUAUCAGCAACUCUUUUCAAUCUGAUGAAAAUAUUACUAGUAAUAAUAACAUUAAUACAAACAAAGAAGAAAUAGAAGACAAAACAAAUAAAUAUAAUAACAAUAUAUAUAAAAAUAUAAAAAAUAAUCCUAAUAAUGAUGAUCAGGAUGUACAUCUUAAUGAAGAGGACAUAAUCAUCGAAAAACAUGAUGACACAACUAAUAUGAUAAGAAAACAAGAACAAAUAUAUAAAAUAUAUUCACGUUUACAAAAUAGAAUUUUAAAUGAUUUUAAAAAAGGUUGCUUAAAAAAAAUGAAAAAAAUAUUUAAUAAAAAAUGUAAAAAAAUUGAAAAGGAUAUUUCUCAAAAUAUACAAAAUGUGGUCCAAAAUUAUAACUUAGAUGAUAUUAAUUGUUCAGAAUUUGUAAAUAUAUAUAAGAAAAAAUCAAAAAAAAAGAAAAAGAAAAAAAAUGUAAAGAGCAAAAAAUGGGCAGACAAUGUGCAAUUAUUGAAAGAUGAGCAAAGUGUAAAAAAUAUUGAUGAUCAUGAAAAUAAAUUGACUGAUAGAUUUAACGAGACAGAUAAAAUAAAUAACAGUGAUAAAAAUAUUAUGAAUAACAACACUUGUUAUGAUAAAAAAUGUGAUAUUAUUGAUAAUUACACUUAUAAUGUUGUUCAAUAUGAUGAUGACACAUACAAAAUAUAUAACUCAUCAAAUAUGUACCCUUACUAUUAUGUUACUAAAAAUGAAGAAGAUACAUAUAAAAAUUCGUACUAUUACAAUGUAUAUAAUUAUGAAAAUUUUAACAAACCUGAUAAAGAACAUGCAAAAGAUAAAUAUGGAGAAAAGGAUUUAAUAAAUUAUGUUUAUUUAAAUAAAGGAAAUGUUUACACAAAUGUAGAAAAAGAUGAGAAAAAUAAAAAUAAAGAGUGUGACCAUGGAAAUACAGAAAUCAAAUUAAAUAUUUAUCAAAGAAAAGAAAGUUCUGAUUCAAAUUCAAAGGAAAAUAUAGAUAUGAAUAAUUUGGAAUGUACAAGUUUUUAUUUUACUAAAAAUGAUUUGCAGAAUAAAAAUAAAUUAUUUGAUCUUUUAAAAAAUAUUGAUAAAAAAAAAAAUUUACGUGAUGUUAUCUUUAAAAUAUUUACUGUUAUAAAUUCAAAAGUGUUUAGUGGAGAUAUGAUUAAUGAAAAGAGAAAUUUUAAAAAUAACGAAAUAAUGAAAUAUAUAAAAACCAAAAAUGUAUUUAAUAAAAUUACAUCAUAUAAGAACAAUAGAAAUGGUGAAAACAAGCAGAAGAAGAUGAAAAAGAAGUUACAUGGUUUUUUUAAAAGAAAUAAACUAAAUUACAACAAUAAUAAUAAUAAUAUUAGUUAUAAUAAUAAUAUUGGUAAGAAUAAAAAUAAUAUACAGAAAAUAAGCAAACAAAAGAAAAUCAAUAAAAUAUUCUAUCCUACAAAUAUAUAUAAAAAAAUGUACCAGAAAAUUAAAGAACAUAAUAAAAAUAAGGAAGGAAACCAUACAAUUAUAGAUACAUAUAAUAUGAAAUAUAAAUUAAUAAAUGAACCAAAUAAAGACAUAUAUUUCCAUAAAAAUGAAAAUAAUAAUAUGGGUGUAAAGAAAACUUUGCCUGUUUAUAUUUAUCGAAUGAUGAUGAAACAAAAAAAUAAAUAUAUACCUAUUAAAAAAUUUAAUUAUUCAUAUUUAUUUAUAGAAAAAAAAAAGAAAAAUUAUAAUUCUUCCACAAGAAAUAAUAAAAUUCUACCAUAUUAUUAUUUUUCUGAUUUAAAUAAUAUGAGUCAAAAAAUGAAACAAAUUUUAUAUUAUAAGCCUAUUGUUACUAACAAGAAAAGUAUCUACAAUGAGCACAUACCAAACUGGGAAUAUAAUAAAAAUACAUAUGUAACCAAUAAUAUGAUAAAUAUACAUAAAAAUACUAACAAUAAUGAUAUGUAUUAUAUCAACACAAAUGUCGAUGGGAAUAGCAUGUUUUUUGAUGAUAAUAAUACAUGUAUGUAUUAUCAUUCAAAAGAUUAUAUAAGUAAGGAAGAUAUCAAUGCAAAGUGUCUUAUGGAUGACUGUAGUGAAUAUUAUUGUUCGCUAGACAUGGCAGAAAGAACAAAUGACAAUUUUGAUAAUCAUAAGACUAUGUUAAAUGAUAACAAGCAAAAAUAUAUAAUUGAAAAGGAAGAUGCCCAUAAAGUAUUAUUAAAUGAGGGAACUAAUAUAGAUGUUGACCUUAAAGAAAAAAUAAAUGAAAAUAAGGAAGAAAGCAAUACUGUAUGUGUAGAUGAUAAUAUAAAAGAUACAUAUAUAGUUAAUGAAAAUAAUGAGUUAGUAAAAAUGUAUAACCACAAUAGUAACCUUCAAAUAAUACCAUCUACAGGUAAGAAAAACAUUAAUGAUAAGAUAUUUAGUUAUGCCAUAAGACAAUAUUAUUACAAUCUAAAUAAGUGUAUUCUUUGUGAUAAAGAAAAUAGUAAAAAAUCAUACCCUUCAAUAUAUCAUAAUAAUAAUAAUAAUAAUACUAAUAUGGUCGCCCAAAAUACACAUCAAUAUAAAGGAGACAGAAGAAACAAUUUUAAUAUACAAGAUAAUAAAAUCAUAAAAUUUGAUGGAGAUAAUAAUUAUAAAUAUAAUACUGUAAAUAAUUAUUAUAUAAAUGAUGACUCCUUAUCAAAAGGGAUAAAAAAAACAACAUUAAAAAAAAAUAUAAUAACUAAUAAUAACAUAACAAAUAAUAGAAAUAAUAGUAAUAUUAAUUACUCAUGUAAUAGUGUGAUACAAGUUAAAAAUAAUAUAAUAAAUGUUGAAGCUCAAAAACAAAAACAAAAUGAUAACAAAGAAAUAUAUAAUUUCUCAAUUACUAAUGAAAAUGUCAUACCAUCCUAUUACACAAAUUUAGUAAAUAAAUACAAAAAGGAUAUUGGAAAAUGUAUACUGAAAAAUAUAUACAACGGAAAUGAAUAUAUUAAAAAUAGUAAUAUAAAAUAUACAUGUAUGAAUAAUACAUAUAUGAAUAAAAUAUACUCCAAAAAAAAAAAUAUAUAUACAAAUAAAACAUAUAUGAUGCAAAAUAAAAAUAUAAAUCAAGUAUAUCAAAAUGAAUAUGAUAAACCAAAUGUAACUAAAUAUCAACUAAAAGUAAAAAAAAUUACUUUUAAUAGUAAAAAUCAAAAUAAACAAAUAAAUAAUACAAACUUCAAUAAUUUGGAUUUAUAUAAUAAUAAAAAUUAUGAUUAUUUUUAUUAUAACAAAAAUUACGAUUUAAAAAACUCAAUUAAACUAAAAAAUAAUAAUAUUGAAAGCUUUCAAAUAUGUUCCAUAAAUUCUCCAAUAAAUGACAAAGUCACAAAUACAAACUACAAGCACAAUGUUGAAAAUAUUUGUAUUUUUAAAGACUUUUAA
Messenger RNA from Plasmodium adleri (nom. inval.), 6645 nucleotides. RefSeq names its product conserved Plasmodium protein, unknown function. NCBI's taxonomy places the organism in Eukaryota, Apicomplexa, Aconoidasida, Haemosporida, Plasmodiidae. The transcript has a single exon. The coding region runs from base 1 to 6645 and encodes 2214 amino acids. The record is from RefSeq and is a predicted model, not a curated record.